Molecule: messenger RNA, 6141 nt
Organism: Seriola dumerili (greater amberjack)
Lineage: Eukaryota; Metazoa; Chordata; Actinopteri; Carangiformes; Carangidae
Product: polycystic kidney disease protein 1-like 2
Exons: 37
Coding region: 1-6141 (2046 amino acids)
Biological process (GO): detection of mechanical stimulus
Cellular component (GO): membrane
Molecular function (GO): carbohydrate binding; calcium ion binding; calcium channel activity
Source: RefSeq, a predicted model, not a curated record
AUGUGCUGGACAUUUCUGCAGCUGCUGAUCCUGGUGACACUCAGCUGUCCAUCAUGUGCUGAAGAUAAGACGGAGGGUACUGCUUCCUGCCCAGGAGAUCAAAAGGCCUUUGGAGGCUCCUGCUAUGAGUUCGUGGGUCAUCGGCAUUCUUUUUUCAGUGCUCAAGCUUGGUGUGAGGAGAGUGGAGGACACCUUGCAUUUAUCCCAGAUGAAGACACUCAACAUUUCCUUCAGAGACAUCUGGACCCUGAGAAAGACACAUGGCUUGGGUUAGCACCUCCUUCCUCUCCAAAACCGUCAUAUUCUGCAACUGUGGACGGUGGUCUCUCUUGGCUGGAUGGUUCACAUGUCACCUAUUCAAACUGGGUGAGCAGCCUGCAGCCAGGAGCAGCUUGUGGACAUGUCUUAAAAGACUCAGGCUUCCAAUGGGACGCCACAACAGACUGCUACAAAAAACUGCAUUUUAUCUGCCAGUUUGAGUCUGGGAGAUCCAUUGUGUGUGCGGAUCAUAACCUCACUUUGCAGUGUGGUCCUGGUCAUGUGUUAAUCAUAGACAGUGGCUUCUACGGGCGUAAAACCAUUCAUUAUUGUCGAUCCACGCUCUCCCGACCAUCAACAUCCACACAACAUCAGUGUGGCUGGGUGGAUGUUGGAGCGUCAAUUAGAGCCCACUGCAGCGGCCGUCAGGUUUGCCUGAUUGCUGAAGUUGUGAACUCCUUUGGUGAAUCCUGCCCUCAGCUGGGGAGCUACCUGUCUGUGGAUUACCACUGCAAAGAUGGUUCAAAUGUGACUUACAGAAUCCAGAGUGAUGAAACGAUGCUGUCUGGUUUAUCAUUGGUCAGAGGAAAUGUUCCCCACAACAUCACAGUGACUCCGGAAAUGGUGAAGCAACUCGGGCCUGGUUGCCACCAGCUGAUCCUUUAUGCAUACAACAUGGUCACGUUCCCUGAAGUGUCCACAGACCUGCAGAACCCGUCAUCUACCACCAAACUACCAGCUGCCGAUGUUACGACAGCCAAACCUGGAGAGAAAACACCAGCCGCUGCUGGUCCUGUUACUACAGCACCGGGCAUGAUCAGCAGCAGCACUAUCACCACUACCAAUGCUAUAACCAGGGAUACAACUUUACCAUCAACCACCAACAAUGCUGAUAGCCUGUCAUGUAAGAAUCUGCGUUGCAGCAAGAACAGGAAAGUGAAAUCUGUGUUCCUUCCCCACGGCGACAGCCGUUCUGAUUACAAGCUGAUAAUCACAGCCGCUGCAAAAGAUAAGAGCUUUGUAGUUCGCACCACUAUAACUACACAGGUGAAGGACUCCAUAGAAGACUCUGGCUCUUCAGUAGAUGCUCUUAAGGCAUCAGUGGAGGAUACUGUGGCUCAGCUGAAGAAACAAGGCAUACUGUCAGGAGAAACCAUGGGACAAAUCUUCAGUUCUGUGUCCGACAAACUGAACAGUCAAUCUGAUGAAUCAAAAAAAGCUGAUAGACAAAAGCUUCGUGAACAGAUGCUGGACAUAAUGAUUGACACAGUGACAGAGGUUCCCACCAACUCUGCAGAAGAAGUUCAGGCGAUAGCCAGCGGUCUUACUGCUGUCGUCCAGAGAGGCACUGAACUCAGCUCCUCUGCUCAGGCAGAGGCUUCAUUAUUAUUUGCCAAACUCAGCUCAUCUCUUCUCCACAUGGACAUGAACAAAAGUGAAGAAAACAUGGAAGAAAUAUACACUGCAGCCAGCACCAUUGUGGAAGGAACAAGCAAUAUCCUGAGCUAUUCUUCCAAUGGAGCAGAACGUAAACUGGGUGGCCCUCCUGCGGAAGUUGCAAAUGAGUACUCGCUCACCUGGAAGCAGAAGUGUCAGCUUGGCCCAGUGAAUCCAGGAAGUUUGCACACGGAUUCUUUAAAUAUUCCCAAUUGUUCCUGCCCCUCAUUUUCUCUCCCAGAACUACCCUCCAACAUAUUUCCUUCAGAAGAACCAGUGGAUAUACGAAUGCUGAGUUUAGAUAAAAAUCCAUUUUCGUGGAAUGAGAGAGGAAACAUCAGUGGGUUAAUUGGUGCUUUAUCCCUUACAACAAAAGAUGGCUCCAGAAUCAAUGUGGAGAAUUUGAGUGAGAAAAUUGAGAUCCUGUUGCCAAGGCCUGUUGAAGAGCAGGUGAAAACCUCAGUUUUGGACCUGGGCAACUUCAGCACAACGGUCAUAGAUGUUCCUUCAGCUGACUCUACACUGGUGUUAAAGAUGGUGCCUUCAAAGGAUCCAUUACCCCUCAAACUGUUCCUUGGCUAUAUGGGCUACCCCACUGAAACAAAUUAUGUAGCAAUGACAGAGAUGCCUCACCAGGGGACUACCCAAGAGGAGAGAUACACUUGGCUACUAGACCAUAAGAGUUUGAAAGGAAACACAGGAGUGCACUAUCUUGUAGUGAAGCCCAUAGUAGGCCCGGGUAUAAAAUCCAUCAAUGCCAGUUUAUCAGUCACCUCCAUCACUGCCGCAUGUAAAUUUUGGAAUGAAUCAUUACUGGAUUGGAGCGAUGCAGGAUGCAGGGUUGGUGUUCAGACCACACAUUUAGUCACCCAGUGCCUCUGCAACCACCUCACCUUCUUUGGGAGCUCUUUCUUUGUCACUCCCAACCUUGUUGACCCAUCACGCUCAGCUGAGCUGUUUGGGACCUUUGCUGAGAAUCCUGUGGUUGUCUGCUUCGUGGGUGCGCUCUUUGUGGCUUAUCUCUUGGUGCUUGUGUGGGCACGACGAAAAGACAUCCAAGAUACUGCCAAGGUGAAGGUGACGGUGCUGGAUGACAAUGACCUCAUGGACGAGUACCGCUACUUGUUAAGUGUUAGCACUGGGCAUCGGAGAGGAGCCUCCACUUCCUCUCAGGUGACAAUUACUCUGUUGGGUCCAGAUGGAAACAGUGAGCCGCACCACCUGACAGAUCCAAAGAAAUGUGUGUUUGAGAGAGGUGAGGUGGAUAUGUUCCUGCUAACGACACCCUACUGUCUGGGAGACCUUCAGGGCAUCAGGCUGUGGCACAACAACUCAGGGAGCCAUCCUGCCUGGUAUGUAGGUAACGUCAUGGUGCAGGAUUUACAGACGAACCAGAAAUGGCAUUUUCUAUGCAACUCCUGGCUGGCCAUAGACAUCGGUGAUUGUUCCCUUGAUAAAGUUUUUCCUGUCUCUACAGAGAUGGAUUUGAAGAGGUUCAGUAAUUUGUUCUUCAUGAAGACAACAAAGGAUUUCAGUGAUGGACACCUCUGGUACUCUGUGGUCAGCCGACCACCGAGCAGCACCUUCACUUGUGUGCAGAGAGUGUCCUGCUGUUUCUCUCUGCUGCUCUGCACCAUGCUGACCAGCAUCAUGUUUUAUGGUAUCCCAACAGACCCAUCUGAGCAGACCAUGGAUCUGGGUCACUUUGAGUUUACCUGGCAACAGUUCAUGAUUGGAGUUCAGAGUUCGCUCAUCAUGUUUCCAGUGAACGUCCUCAUUGUUAGUAUCUUCAGAAACACCCGUCCUUGGGAGACAUCUUGUUGCAAACGCAAAACAGAAAAAACAGAUGCCCUUGAGCAGGAGAGAACUUCCCAGACUCCUUCCUCACAGACUGACACCACCAACACAAAUGUCAAUGUCACUUUAGACGUUAUCAUCAAGGAUAUCACAAGAAUUGCCCAUUCAUUAUCUAAGACCGUAAAAAGCAACAUCCCGUGCACAGCGUCCGAGUUUGGGCCAGGACAACAAGUUGAUAUCAAUGCUGUUCUUUCUGUGGUGGAGGAUUUCAUCAGACAGAGUAACAAAAGCAGUGACAGUGCCCAGUCAAAAACACAGAGAUUUUCUAACCUCCUUAGAAUGAAUACAAGAAGCACCAGUAUGUGUCAGCUUGUGGAGGGCAUUCAUAGGAAGAGCAACAAAACCCAGUAUCUGUACAUGCAGCUGUGUCACAUCGACAAAGAGCUGAGCCUGCUGGGACCCUCCGGCUGCCCCUCCCCACACAGCUACAGCCAGGCUCUGCAGCAGGUCCAGGGCAUGAAGAGCGUCCUCGAAGAUCAGCUCUUCACAUCCAGCUGCAUCAACCUCGAUGAGCACACCCAGAAGAAAUUGAGUCCUGCAGACAGCGCUGAUGGUGACGGUGAUCAGAAGAAAAGGAUAUGCUGUCAUGGAGGUCUCCCCUGGUGGUUUAUUUUUGUCGGCUGGCUGCUAGUGAUCGCUACCAGUGUUGUUUCGGGAUAUUUCACGAUGCUUUACGGUUUAAAAUUUGGGAAGGAACGUUCCAUAAACUGGUUGGUAUCCAUGAUUGUCUCCUUUUUUCAGAGUACCCUCGUCAUUCAGCCAUUGAAGGUGCUAUGCCUUGCAGCCUUCUUUGCACUUGUAAUAAAGAAAGUUGAUGAGGAAGAUUUUCAAAAUGUAGCAUUUGCAAGAAAUGACUCAAAUCAAGGUGAUUUUAAAGACCAGCAAACACUCAGACAGGAUAGGAAUCUCUAUGAGCCGCCUCCUCCUGCAGACAUUGAGAGGAUGAAGAGGAACAAGAUUAUGGAGCAGAAAGCCUUUGCCCUCCUCAAAGAGAUUUUGACCUACUUGGGGUUUAUGUGGAUGUUGCUGCUGGUGGCGUACAGCCAGAGAGAUCCCAAUGCUUUCUUCCUAAACCAGCACAUCCGGGACAGCUUCAGUGGAGCGAUCACAGACAGCAUGAGUCUUGGGGACGUGUUCAAUUGGACCAACACAUCUCUACUCAGUAACCUCUUUGGAGUUUAUCCAGGAUUUAUCACAGAUGGAAACUCCAAGCUGGUGGGUUAUGCCCGUCUUCGUCAGCUGAGAGUUCGGAAGAACUCCUGUCAGACUGCAGGCUCCACGCUGCGGUUUGUGCCAGACUGUCAGGUGCCAUACUCAUGGGAAGGGGAGGACAUGGGCUCCUAUUACGCUGGCUGGAACCACUCUCUGGGGGGUAAUGUCUCUACAAGCACCUCCAGCCCCUGGAUGUACCAGACACAGGCUCAGCUCAGGGCUCACCCUGUCUGGGGAAAAAUGGUGCUCUACAGGGGAGGUGGCUUUGUAGCAGAGCUUGGCCCAGAUUUACAAAAUGCAAGCAGCACCAUUGAGUAUCUGUUCAGGAACAGAUGGCUGGAUAUAUACACACGGGCAUUCAUUGUAGAAUUCACCGUUUAUAAUGCAAAUGUGAACCUCUUCUGCAUCGUCACACUCUUGUUUGAGACCACAGCUGUUGGAGCAUUUCAGUUCCACAGUGAGCUGCAGAGUGUUCGCCUGUACCAAUCAACUGGUGGUUUUCACAUCUUCGUUAUGGCUGCUGAGAUCAUAUACUUGCUUUUCAUCCUCUAUUAUAUGUUCCUGCAGGGAAAAUUAAUGAAGCAACAGCAUUGGGCUUACUUCAGGAGUAAGUGGAACCUCCUGGAGUUGGCUAUCAUCUUAUUGAGCUGGAGCGCUGUGGCCGUCUUCAUCAAGAGCACCCUGCUUGGAAACCGUGAUAUGACGUACUACCAUAACCACAAAGACCAAUUUGCUAGUUUUUACGAGACAGCCAUGGCUGACUGGAUGCUUCAGUGUCUGAUCGCUUUCCUGGUCCUGCUCGCCACCAUCAAACUGUGGCACCUGCUCAGACUGAACCCCAAGAUGAACAUGAUCACAGCCACAUUGCAGCGAGCCUGGAGUGACAUAUCCGGCUUUCUUUUGAUCAUUGUGAUCUUGUUCAUAGCAUAUUCCAUUGUGUGCAAUGUGAUUUAUGGCUGGAAGCUGUCCUCAUACAGAACUUUAUCAGAUGCCCUCCUCACCAUCAUCGGCUUGCAGAUAGGCAUCUUCAACUAUGACGAGGUCUUGGACUACAACCUCCUGCUUGGUGGAUUACUCUUUGGUUCCUGCAUUGUGAUCAUGACAUUUGUGCUGCUCAAUCUCCUCAUUUCAGUCAUCCUCGUGGCAUUCCACCAGGAGCAGAUAUAUCACAAGCCCUCGGAGGAGGAGGAGAUUGUCGCCCUGAUGCUGAAGAAAAUUUGCAGUCUUUUUGGGAUCAGAUAUAAAGAUAUUAAAGACUCCCAGGGGGCUGACAUGAAUGGCAGCAGUGGUUUGACCCUUAAUAACAGCAGAAUCAUCCCCAGGAAUUCAAUUGAUGUCAAUAUUUUUCACACAUCUGACAACUCACCAAACCCUUAA